Micropterus dolomieu (smallmouth bass) is the source of this 1213-nucleotide messenger RNA. It is a transcript of the gene lg22h15orf61, whose product is annotated as linkage group 22 C15orf61 homolog. The coding region runs from base 283 to 753 and encodes 156 amino acids. NCBI's taxonomy places the organism in Eukaryota, Metazoa, Chordata, Actinopteri, Centrarchiformes, Centrarchidae. The record is from RefSeq and is a predicted model, not a curated record. The transcript has 3 exons.
GUACCAGGUUAGAGCAGCAAGCAUUACAGCACGUAAGCCUGCACAGGGAGCUGCACGUCUUGCAGGUCUCAGCAGUACCGUACUCCUUACACAACCGCUUGGAAGGACGCACAGCUGCAGCACGUCUGGCCGUUGUAACGUUACAUAAGCUGAUUUUAAAAUGUCGGUAAGGUUACAUUUCAUCCGCUAGUUAUCGGUCUUGUCUGUGAGUAAUUUACACGUAGUCCAGAUGAUAAAACAUGAACCGCAGCAAAGGUGAACCAUUCUGCUAACGUUAACGUCAUGAAGGAGUUUUUGAGGAAGGCACACGGCAUUUUUGUAAAUAUCGCCCUGUUUCCGAGCACAUUUGGCAGGAGAAGCCCACGGCCAGCUGCCUCAGAGGUGUUGACCUGCCACCUGCUGCAGCGUAAACUCCCGCCGUGGACUUCCUACUGUGUCCGCUACAGCGCCGUCCACAAUGACCAGUUUGGACUGUCCAACUUUAACUGGAGAGUCCAAGAAUCCAACUACCACAUCCUGAGAACAGGCUGCUUCCCCUUUAUAAAAUAUCACUGUACCAAAGCGCCUCCACAGAACCUGGACUUCGAAGACACGUUUUUCACCAUGUUGAAAGUUAUUAAUCUGGGCAUCCCUUGUUUGGCCUAUGGCAUUGGUUGCUGGAUGGUGGUGGGAGCUGCAGAAACAGUGCAGACAAGUGUUGGACCCAUCACAGUCUAUUUUGCAUACAAAGAAGACGAAGGCGCACCAUACUAAACCAUGAAGAAAUCACUAUUUUGAAUGUGUUUUCAAGACACUCUUGUCUGCCAAGCUGCUGUAUAUACAACAGUUCCCAAGGUGAUAGCCUGGUGCACCUGUUGACAAAAGUGCCAUAUUGUGUCAUUAAUGCUCCCAUAGUCUGACUGCACAGGUUAAUUUGUGUUUAAUAAUUUAAGAUUUAAAAGUUGCAUUGAAGGAGUCAGUUGUGCAUGUUAUUACACUGACAUAUAAAACUGACAGUGAUUAUUUGGAAAGCUAACUUUCCAUUAAAAUUUCAUGGAAAGUUUCUCAAAUAAUAGACUAUUUAACACUACCUGGAUGUCUAACACUUUCCUGGAUUUUUUCACAGCGUCGUCUGUUAGCAUAUCAGCCUCCAGUGCAUGUGUCUUUAAAGUCAUUACAUUGUAAAAGUAUAUUUUUGCAACGAAUAUUAAAGUGUAUGAACUGACAACAGGUC